GAUUGCAUUUUGCCGUGCUCAUCUCACAAGCUGUCUCACGCAUAGGCUGUUUGCCGUUUUGACGCUGGUGGUUGGAGGGAAGGACUCAACCAGAAACUUCAACGCACUACCAUUGGCUUGCAGCAAUGUGGAAUGCCGAAUUUAAGACAUAUGUGCCAGUAGAGAAUGCAGAGAUCUAACAUGACGAGCCCUAUGAGGAUAAUUUAAGUUCCACGCUUUUGGAUACUUUUGGACACACCGGUAGCGCAAAUUCAAAUAUACUGGAGGAAACACAGUAUUCGAAUCAAAAUUGGAACAUGAGUGUCAAUACGGCUCAUGAAUCGCUUUCGUCAUGAGUGCAUGAUAACCAACUUCAGAGGAACCUGCCGCCGCCGCCGCUAUGGAGAAAGGGGGAAGGUCCAUGUUUUAAAGACUGAGCCCGUUCUGUUUUACGUUUGGUCUCUUCUGGGGAAUUCGUUCUACAAAGUGAUCGCAUUGUUUGUCGUUGACAUGUGGAGAGAAUAACGGAGAGGUAGAACUCAUCAACCGCGCCAAGUUAGACAAUGCGGACCCGAUUUCCAAGCGCCUCUGUUACACCCGCUAGUGAGCGAGCGGACCAUACACAUGCAACGCAUGAUCCGUGGUCAGCAUGACAUACGGCGAUCUCUGUACGGUGCACGUUGUAUCUGAUGACAUUUUUUCAGCUUUGAGGACUGUUUUCGUCCCGCAAUAUUAGUAGCUCAUGACUUUAAGUUGAGGGGGAGAAACACCAGCGGUACAAGAUGUUUGCUUUGGAAGUGCUGACUACCUUGUCGAUGCUCAGUUGUGCUGUAUGUGGUUAUUCAUCCUGGGGUAACAUAAACGCCAAACUGCCCAAUCACGUUAAUGAACUGGACAAGAGCUCAUCACAACCGCACAUCAUUUUCAUCAUGGUCGACGAUCAAGGGUUCCGUGAUGUGGGAUAUCACGGAUCCGAAAUCAAGACCCCAGCAAUAGACAGACUCGCCGCUACUGGAGUCAAGCUGGAGAAUUACUAUGUACAGCCUCUCUGCAGCCCUUCCCGAAGUCAACUCAUGACCGGCCGGUACCAGAUCCACACGGGCCUCCAGCACUCCAUCAUCCGGCCCACGCAGCCCAACUGCCUGCCCCUGGAGAACAUCACGCUGCCCCAGAAGAUGAAGGAGGCGGGCUACGCCACGCACAUGGUGGGCAAGUGGCACCUGGGCUUCUACAAACGUGGCUGCAUGCCCACGCAGCGCGGCUUCGACACCUUCUUCGGCUCGCUGCUGGGCAGCGGGGACUACUACCGCCACUACAAGUGCGACGGGCCUGGCAUGUGCGGCUACGACCUGCACGAGGGCGAGGAGGCGGCCUGGGAACAGGACCGCGGCGACUACUCCACGCUCAUGUACACGCAGAAGGCCGUGCAGAUCCUGGCAUCGCACAACCCGCGCCAGCGCCCGCUCUUCCUCUACCUGGCCUUCCAGGCGGUGCACUCGCCACUCCAGGUGCCGGCACGCUACCUGGAGCGCUACAAGUCCAUCCCCAACCUGCACCGCCGCAAGUACGCCGCCAUGGUCAGCUGCCUGGACGAGGCCGUGCACAACCUCACGAUGGCGCUCAAGCGCUAUGGCUACUACCACAACACUGUGAUCGUGUACUCGUCUGAUAAUGGAGGUCAGCCGAUGGCUGGGGGCAGCAACUGGCCACUACGGGGGAGCAAGGGCACCCUGUGGGAAGGGGGCAUCCGGGCGGUGGGCUUCGUUCACAGCCCCCUGUUGAUGAAGAAGGGCGUGCGGUGCCAGGGGCUAAUGCAUAUCACCGACUGGUACCCGACACUGGUGACGCUGGCGGGCGGGUCGCUCGGCGAGGAGCAGAGCCUGGAUGGCUAUGACGUGUGGGAGACGAUCAGCGAGGGCCGGCCGUCGCCGCGCCAUGACAUCCUGCACAACAUCGACCCCAUCUACAUGCGCGCCAAGAACGGCUCGUGGAAGGCCGGCUACGGCCUGUGGAACACGGAGGUGCAGGCGGCGCUGCGCGUGGGCCACUGGAAACUGCUGACCGGCGUGCCGGGCUACGGCGACUGGGUGCCGCCACAGACCUUCUCGACCACGCUGCUGGCCAAACACUGGCAUAGCGAGCGCGUGCGCUGGGACCGCGGCCAGUCGUUGUGGCUGUUCAACAUCAGCGCCGACCCGUACGAGCGAGUGGACCUGAGUCUCCGCUACCCGCACGUGGUCAAGAAGAUGCUCAUGCGUCUAGGGCGCUACGGCCGCACCGCCGUGCCGGUGCGCUACCCGGCCAAGGACUACCGCUCCAACCCGCAGUACAACGGUGGCGUGUGGGGUCCAUGGUAUAAGGAAGAGGAGGAUGACGACGAUGAUGAUGACGACAUGGAGAACAAUCUAUUCGACAACCAUUUAGGGCAGACGAGACGGAAAGGGAAAAUGCAACGAAAGAGCAAACUUUGGAGAAAGGGCUGAGGCAGUUGUUUUAGCAUCAUUAUUAUUAUUUCUCCAUUUAAGUUUUGAUUCUGUCCUUUCGUCCAGUGAAUCUUGCCAGACUGGUGAAUCUCAGGGAAUGAGACAGACAAUCGUCUGUUUGGUUGGUCGUCUCCACUGAUUUAAAAGCUGACGUUUUCACAUUUUCCAUGUCGAGCACCGAAUGUUCUCACUUCGAGAGGACAAAGUGAGCCACUUAAAACACUACUGUUCGCCCCCCCAACAACUAAAACCUCAGACUGUGGGCUAAGGUUAUGCAAAUAUUAUUUAUUUUUUCUUUACUUAGUUGCAUGCUUUUCAGUGAAUCAGAGUCUUAAUAAAUGACUUUAUUGUUUAGAUGUAAGGCAACAAAGUAGGAUCUUAUUUGAGUUUUUAAAAUAGACGGAGCCAUACUUUUGGCUGGAUUUUAAGGAAGAGUUAUAUCCUAGUCACUUUUUUGGAGCGUGAAAAAAUUUAACAGGAUAGAAGCUGCGGAAAAGAUGUGGAAUUUUCACGUUACUGUAAACUCUGAGACUAAUACGUGUGCGAACACCUCAGUGGACAGGAAUUUUUGAACCACGUACGUACAUGGAUGAUCUCUCCCUCAGUUCUGUCUGGGCUGGAUCCAGCUCAACUUGAAUGUAGAACAAAUAAAGCAUUCUGAAGCAAACCCUCCUCAUCUCUCUCUCCCUCUUACCCUCACCCUCUCUCUCUCUCUCCCGCUCCCCUCUUUUCCACAUUUACUACAUGUUGUAGUUUUAGUCACUUUUGAAGAGAGAAGUCCAUGUAUCUGAUUAGACUAAUAUAAACAUCCUGUAUCUCCUUCCUCAUGUCCGAGCACAUGGGUCUGCUCUGUGUGUCUGUUACAUUUUAAAGGGGGAUUUUUCCCCCCCUUCUUUUUUUUUCUUGGGCUCUAUUUGUUGGCAAGCAGCUGCUUAAUACCUUUUUUUUAUUUUAAGUGGAAAAGACUACAAAGCGCUUUUUCUGCAAGGCAAGGCUGGAAGUUAACCCAUUCUUCUGCUGAGGAUGUUAGGUUUCAGAUUAAUCUCACCCUGGGCUUACUCGUUCGGCACUCUGUGGUUAAAAACAAAAAGGAAAAUCUUUUAUGGGUCGCAGCAGCUCGGUGCCCAAAAACACAAGGAAAAUAAUCUUUAUUAGAGCCACAGUUGCCAGGAGAUAGCUAGUAAACGUGCAUAUUUAGGACAAACUGUGAAAACAUGAAAACAAUCUUUUGGUGACUGCGGAGUGCCAAGGACUUAAUAGGUGCAGCUUUGUUUUUGCUUCAUUUGCAGUUUAAACUUCAUUAAGUGUCUUCAUUAAAUCACACACAAUGGCCACUGAACACAACUAUUCUUACUUUCGAAACCGCUGUAUAUGAAGUAUGCCUUUGGUUAACAAGGCCGUUCUCUUUGCAAUGUAUUGACUAAGAUAAUCUGCUCUGCAUUUGAGCAUGUGCUUUGGAAGAGCACUGCAGUAACUCAUUAUCCGACCCUCAGAUGGAGACUCUUAGUUGUGACUGCUCUUUCUAACUUUGCAGUGUACAGAAUAAAACACAUUAUGUGCAUAUAUGA
Clupea harengus (Atlantic herring) is the source of this 4030-nucleotide messenger RNA. It is a transcript of the gene arsj, whose product is annotated as arylsulfatase family, member J. The record is from RefSeq and is a predicted model, not a curated record. NCBI's taxonomy places the organism in Eukaryota, Metazoa, Chordata, Actinopteri, Clupeiformes, Clupeidae. Gene Ontology annotation, molecular function: sulfuric ester hydrolase activity.